AUGCGUGUGCAAAGAUGGGACUUCAACAACAAUCCGAUAUGCUUAAAAAAUGGUUCUACCCAUGAAGCGAACAUCGGACAACGGAAAUCGUCUGAUAUACCUUUGCGUGCAGAUGAAUCUCAUAAUUGCAUUCACGUUCAAGAGCGCCAUCAGCUUAAGUGGCAGGGGAUGACCCCGUUAACGCCAGAAGAGAAGCGAAAGCGGAAGAUGCCGACCCUUGAACUUCAGCUCGAUUACGUUCUAACGAAGAAAAUCCGCUUGUCAGAUAUUCGGAAAUCUAUAGCUGUCUGGUACGUCGUAUUCGAUUCCAACCACCGCCCAGUUCUCGUCAGCUCGAUGGUACGGUUCAGAAAAGGAGUCGUAGAGUUCAACAUUAACCGCAGCUGGACUUGGCAGGUCUGA
This is a messenger RNA of Necator americanus (New World hookworm), 402 nucleotides long. RefSeq lists its product as uncharacterized. NCBI's taxonomy places the organism in Eukaryota, Metazoa, Nematoda, Chromadorea, Rhabditida, Ancylostomatidae. The record is from RefSeq and is a predicted model, not a curated record. The transcript has a single exon. The coding region runs from base 1 to 402 and encodes 133 amino acids.